Molecule: messenger RNA, 1557 nt
Organism: Aspergillus tanneri
Lineage: Eukaryota; Fungi; Ascomycota; Eurotiomycetes; Eurotiales; Aspergillaceae
Gene: NOP1
Product: Small subunit processome complex component
Exons: 5
Coding region: 1-1557 (518 amino acids)
Biological process (GO): box C/D sno(s)RNA 3'-end processing; rRNA methylation
Cellular component (GO): box C/D methylation guide snoRNP complex; nucleolus; small-subunit processome
Molecular function (GO): RNA binding; rRNA methyltransferase activity; histone H2AQ104 methyltransferase activity
Source: RefSeq, a predicted model, not a curated record
AUGUCUAAUGCGGCACCGACUUUCUUUGACCACGCAUACGACUAUUCCGAUGAUAUGGCGGAGUUCCUUGGAAGAGUGAGCAAGCACAUUGAGAAGGCUACAGAUCUCUUCAGUCCUUCAACAACGUGUGAUACAUCCAAAAUCAAGCUACCCUCGUUUGCUUCGGAGUUGCCCUCCCCUUCUGGUCAGAAGCCUCUCUAUGUUGCAGUAGGUCGUGGCACACAGAACUAUAGCUGUGCAUCCUCGACCUCCGACUCAGCCCCUGAAGCUGUUGGCGCUGUUGCUCGUUUAUAUAAUGCCACCUGCAUUGCAGCAAGCUACCCGGACAUGAUGGAGAUACUACCGGGCAUAGUGUACAAGAUGCAGCUACCAGACAGUGAGGCAGGUCCUCUUCCGCCAGCAAAUAUCGAUCUAUUAGGGCACCACUACUUCAAGGGACCAACGCCUGUCUUUAAUCUUGAUACUCCAUCGACGCGACGCGGAAUUGCAUAUACAAAGAAGGUGGCUGGAAUUGACGCACCUUCCGGUGCGAUAAAGGGUGGCAAUGGAGCCGUUGCAUGGCUCUAUCUUUCUGCCAUCAAUGGAACGGUUGGCCGCUACAGGAGUGUCUAUCGGGUAGACACAGCAGCAGGGCAACCACCAAAGACAUGCAAGGACGUGCCGUCGGAAUUUACUGUUCAUCCUGCUUGGGACCGCGGACUCGGAAGUGCUUCUCGCGGCGGUGGCCGUGGUGGUGGCCGCGGUGGUGGUCGUGGAGGCCCUCGUGGAGGAGCUCGUGGCCGUGGUGGUCGCGGCGGCGGUCGCGGCGGAGCUCAAGGCGCCAAAGGUGGUGCUAAGGUCAUCAUUGAACCCCACCGUCACGCCGGUGUCUUCGUUGCCCGUGGUGGUAAGGAAGAUCUGCUCGUCACCAAGAACUUGACCCCCGGAGAGGCUGUCUACGGAGAGAAGCGCAUUUCUGUCGAGUCCCCCGCCGAGGAAGAUGGCACUGUGACCAAGACCGAAUACCGUGUCUGGAACCCCUUCCGUUCCAAGCUUGCUGCUGGUAUCCUGGGUGGUCUGGAUGAUAUCUACAUGAAGCCUGGUGCUAAGGUCCUGUAUCUUGGAUCCGCCAGCGGUACCUCGGUCAGUCACGUUGCUGAUAUCGUCGGACCUACUGGAAACGUCUACGCCGUUGAGUUCUCUCAUCGUUCCGGCCGUGACCUUAUCGGCAUGGCCACCCACCGCACGAAUGUCAUCCCCAUCGUCGAGGAUGCCAGACAUCCCCUUCGCUACCGUAUGCUUGUGCCCAUGGUCGAUGUCAUCUUCGCCGACGUUGCCCAGCCCGACCAGGCCCGUAUCGUGGGUCUCAACGCACAUCUCUUCCUCAAGGCCGAGGGUGGUGUCAUCGUUAGUAUCAAGGCCAACUGUAUUGACAGUACGGCUAAGCCCGAGGUGGUGUUCGCUCGCGAGGUCCAGAAGAUGAGAGAGGAGAAGAUCAAGCCCAAGGAACAGCUGACCCUGGAACCUUUCGAACGUGACCACUGUAUAGUUGCUGGUAUCUACAAGCGUUCUGCAUGA